Messenger RNA from Geosmithia morbida, 1224 nucleotides. Its product is annotated as acetylornithine deacetylase. The record is from RefSeq and is a predicted model, not a curated record. Lineage: Eukaryota; Fungi; Ascomycota; Sordariomycetes; Hypocreales; Bionectriaceae. The coding region runs from base 1 to 1224 and encodes 407 amino acids. Gene Ontology annotation, molecular function: hydrolase activity. The transcript has a single exon.
AUGACGGCCAUGGAGAUCAACGAAGAAGAAUGUCUUGACUUCCUGUCCCGACUCAUCCAGCACAAGAGCUUCUCGCAGACCGAUGGCGAGAUAGCCACGACCGAGUUCAUGGCCAAGUCGCUGGCGGCGAUCGGUCUAGAUACCGGUAUUCACAAGUUCGACGAGGGCCGGCGGCAGAACGUGAUUGGCACCUGGAAGCCUACCGCCGGCCAGAGGUCUUUGACGGCCAAGAGUAUACUCUUCAAUGGGCAUCUGGACCACAAUCCCGUCUCGGAGGGGUGGACAGUCGACCCGUGGGCCGGCAAAGUGGACAAGGACUUCAUCUACGGCAUCGGCGUCAGCAACAUGAAGUCUGGCUGCGCGGCGUACUACUGCGCCGUCAAGACCCUCAAGCAGCACGGAUGGUCGCCGCGCGCCGACGUCGUCCUGACCUACGUUGUCGGGGAGCUGCAGGGCGGCGUCGGCACCAUGGCCCUCAUCGAGCAGGGUCACAUCACGGAGGACACGGCGGACUGCUUCAUCAACUGCGAGCCGUCGGAUAUCCGUGCCAUCACCAUGCACUCCGAGGCCCUGCACUUCAGCAUCGUCCUCAUCGGCGAGACGAGGCACAUGUCUGCGCGCGAGGAGGCCACCGAUGCCAUACUUGCGGCAUGUGAGCUGAUCCCCAUCCUCGACGGUAUGAAGUUCAACGGUGCCCGGAGUCCCGAGCAUGAAAAGUGCAACAGGUGCUCUGUCGGUGUCGUCCACGGUGCCCUCGGUCGCCGGCUGGAGGAGUGGAGGCCCGCACAGGUCGCCGACGUGUGUAAGCUCGAUGGCAGUGCGCGGUAUGCACCGGGACAGACACAGGAGGGUGUCAUGGCCGAUAUCCGCGCGGUGCUGGAUGCUGUCGCAUGCAAGUUUCCGGGGAUGCGGUACGAGCUGAUGCAGCGCACGGAGCCGACGAUGCCGGCAUUCGAGGCCAACGCCGACUCGGACCUGGUACAGUCGCUUAACCGUGCCUAUCUUGACAUCCGCAACACAACCCAGCCGACGGGUGUCCUGCCGCCGACCUGCUUUUACGGAUCUGACGGCGGGCAUCUUUACAAGUCUCUUGGAAUGGAGGGUAUCAUAUGCGGCCCCGGCGGCAAGUACAAUACUCGCCCUGAUGAAAAGGUUGAUAUUGCUGAUUAUCUGGACUGCAUUCGCCUCUUCAUGCGGGUUAUUGUUGAUCUCUGUGGGAAGUAA